AUGCCAAAGAAUAUCCCAGUUCCAAAGCACCGUCUCGUGUCUCUCCUUCCUCAACCUCUCCUGCGAUUCUUCUCCCGCUAUCCACCAUUACAGCCUCUCCCGGCAGAUAAACCCCACCCUUUCGAAUUCCACAUCAACCCCUUAUCUGGCAACCGCAAUGACCCAGUCUACUCCCGGAGACGGCAAGCCGAUUUGGUCAAUAAGGCGAGGCCAUUUGGCUUGGAUGGUAUCCUGAAGGAGAUGGGUGCGCUCCGUGACAUGGGAAGCAGCAAGCCCAUGAAGGGUCUGAUCAAGUGGAAGCGUCACAAGUCUGAGAGAACAUAUAAGUCUAAAAUGAAGAAGCGGGCGGAUGCUCUUGAGGGUAUGGCUGAGAAGAUCAAGGCCUGGAACCCAGCGAAGGCGGAAGGAAAAGCACAACGUUUGGCAGAGAAGGAAGCAAACAUCAAGGCGGCAACCAGGGAAUAG
Molecule: messenger RNA, 465 nt
Organism: Saitoella complicata NRRL Y-17804
Lineage: Eukaryota; Fungi; Ascomycota; Saitoellomycetes; Saitoellales; Saitoellaceae
Exons: 2
Coding region: 1-465 (154 amino acids)
Cellular component (GO): mitochondrial large ribosomal subunit
Molecular function (GO): structural constituent of ribosome
Source: RefSeq, a predicted model, not a curated record